UAUGAAUGCAUUGAAAACAUGGAGUGUUUAUAGUGUUUGACUUCAAAGCAGUCAUUCAUUAAUUGUUUUGUUUUUAUAAAAAUAAUAAAAACAUUACAUAAAUCUGUCAUUGGAUUUGUCGAUCACUUAUUUGGUCCAUUGAUUCGGUGUUUCUGGACGUGUGGUAGCAGUGAUAGAUGUCAUUGAAUUGUUAUCUUAAUGUCUUCGAGUGAGCCAUCAGUGGAAGUGACGACAACGCCAUCAAACAAUCAAAGAAUGAAUGGAUUAUCAUUUAGUGAGUUGUGUUGUCUUUUUUGUUGUCCUCCGUGUCCGGCAAAGAUUGCGGCCAAAUUGGCUUUCCUUCCGCCGGAACCAACAUAUAGUCUGGUGAGUGACACGACUCAGACUAAACAUUCGUUAUCUUUGACCGAAAGAGCCGAAUGGCAAUACACUAACCGAGAACUCGAAGCCUUCGACGUGUUCUUCUCGCGGACCAAUCGCGGCAAUCGUAUUGCAUGUAUGUAUGUGAGGGCCACUACAAACCCGAAGUACACGAUAUUAUUCAGUCACGGAAAUGCCGUCGAUUUGGGACAAAUGAGUAGCUUUUACUUAGGUUUGGGCACAAGGAUUGGGUGCAAUAUUUUCAGUUAUGACUACUCGGGAUAUGGCGUCAGCGGAGGAAAGCCAUCCGAGAAGAACUUGUACGCCGACAUUGACGCCGCCUGGCAUUCAUUGAGGACUAGAUAUGGUAUAAGUCCGGAACAUGUGAUACUCUAUGGCCAGAGUAUAGGCACUGUUCCUACUGUGGACUUAGCUUCUCGCUAUGAAGUGGGCGCUGUUAUCCUUCACUCACCUCUAAUGUCAGGAAUGAGAGUUGCCUUUCCUAAUACAAAGAGGACCUGGUUUUUCGAUGCCUUUCCCAGUAUCGAUAAAGUGCCGAAAGUGACGUCUCCUGUAUUAGUAAUUCAUGGGACUGAAGAUGAAGUGAUUGAUUUUUCUCACGGUCUGGCAAUGUAUGAGCGCUGUCCGCGAGCUGUCGAACCGUUAUGGGUUGAGGGCGCCGGUCAUAAUGAUGUUGAACUAUACGGUCAAUACUUAGAGAGAUUGAGACAAUUUAUUUCAGUUGAUUUAAUUAACUGACAUAACUUUUUAUUAGUUAUUUUCUGUUUUUUAGACAAUUUAAUGGCUCAUAUUUUGAUCCAAUUUUUUCAUUGUAUUUCAAAUAUAAAAUACUUC
This is a messenger RNA of Oppia nitens, 1215 nucleotides long. Its product is annotated as alpha/beta hydrolase domain-containing protein 17B-like. Gene Ontology annotation, molecular function: palmitoyl-(protein) hydrolase activity. Gene Ontology annotation, biological process: protein depalmitoylation. Gene Ontology annotation, cellular component: endosome membrane; plasma membrane. The transcript has 3 exons. The record is from RefSeq and is a predicted model, not a curated record. The coding region runs from base 199 to 1119 and encodes 306 amino acids. Lineage: Eukaryota; Metazoa; Arthropoda; Arachnida; Sarcoptiformes; Oppiidae.